AUGCCGGACCCAACCCUCAAUUCACUGAACCCCCGUCCCACCGUGCGCCGCUCCAUCUUCGACCAAGGACCGACCUUUACCCUCGAGACGUUCUCGAAUCGCGACUUUAUCGUAAAAGACUUUAUCGAAUCCCUCUCCGACAGCGCUCUCUCCAGCCAGCGCCGGUCCGGUGCCCUUGGAAACCAGGCCUUUGACCCCAAACCGCUGAUCCGCACCUUCGAACACGCCCAGCGCCGACUAGUCGAGCUAUCCGGAGACCUCGAGCUUCGUGAGAAUGAGCUUUCCGCGGCCGUGCGGAGAGCCGAAUCCCAGCAUUCGCAGAACGUGACCACGCUUGGCCGCAAGCUGGACCAGGCCAUUGAGUCGUUUCAGAAGUUGGACACGUCGCUGAACGGUCCGCGCGGGGCUGGCGGCGAGCUAUCUGGAAGCGGAAAUGUUGCCGUCGAAACUGGUCGCAGGCUAGAAGAGCUCGAUCGCCAGAGACGGAGAGCGCUGGAUGCACAUUUUCUCAUCGAAUGCUGGGAUGAGGUGAGCAAUCGCGGCGAGACGACGCUUCUUGAAAACAUGAGGAGGACAGGCGGAGGUGAAGGGAUGGUUAGAGCUGCCCACAUUGCUCGCCAACUACUUCGAAUCAGCCAGAGGCUGGAUCCUCUGAGCUGGAAUGAGGCGAACGGGGAGGCUCGGACCAAUGGCCACAAGCGAGGGAAUACACGAGAGCUCAUUGAGAAGUUUUCUGAGACCCUGGAAAAGGAUAUCUUGAAGCAAUUUGACGAUUUCUACCGAAGAGCCAAUUUCGACGGGAUGAGAGAGUGCGCAAAGGUCCUGCAUGAUUUCAAUGGCGGCGCCAGUGUCAUUGGCCUGUUCGUCAAUCAGCACCAGUUCUUCAUCGAUCGCAGUCAGCUAAUCAACGAUGAGGCUGUUGGUGAUCCCGAUACGUGGGAGAAACUGGCAGACCCUGAUGCUGAGCCACCGGGCGUGGAUCCUAGCCUCCAGUCCUUGGUUGAUGAAGUCAAAGUGGUUGUCCAAGAGGAGUCAGGUAUUAUCAAGCGGACUUUUCCAUUUUAUGAGCAAGUGCUUGGAACAUUUGUACAAAGAGUGUUUCAGCAAUCUAUACAACAGCAACUCGAACUGGUAUUAGAGAAGGCCAACGGCGUCUCGUCAUUGGCGUUUCUAAGAUCUCUACAGACGGCAAGAGCUUAUAUUAGCGGCUUAGUAGAUGACCUAAAAGCCCAUGGGUUGACGGAGCAUCCAGACACAAUAUCCUCCCAGACCGCAAUGGUCCUAGACCAACAGCUUGAGGAACUUUUCAUUCCCUACCUCACUGGAUAUAUUGAACGGGAAAAGGGAAAUCUGGAAGAGCAAUAUACUUCAUUGUUAUUCAAGUUUGCUACUUUCCAUGCCCGGCGAAAAAAGACUCCGACGACAUUUAUCUCGUCACUUGCAAAAUCAGGGAGCGAACUGCUGGCGUCAGCCAGAGAUGCCUACAUAAACCGACUGGAUACAUCUGACUUUACGCCGACUCAGAGAAAAAUGCUGCUUCGUGUCGCCGGUUUAAAGGAUAUUGACGACCAAAAGCAAAUGGAAAUUGAGCUGACGGAUGAAGACGGCCAAUUGAGCGUCGAGUUUGCGAAACGGAUGCUUCGCUGGCUUGCGGAGGGUGUCGGUCGAGGACUCGAAUUGAACGUGGGCACCGAAACACCCAAAGAUGUUUCCGCGUUGCUAAUGAUGCUACUUUCGGUGAUGGCGGAAGGGUACGUUGAAAUGGCUCUGGAUGCAUCUCUGGAGUCCGCCACCGCGCAGGAGUCUGGAAAAUCCGAGCCUGAGUUUGGUUAUUUGGCUACUUUACGCACAGCGAUUAGCACCACCCAUCUGAUGAUGACCUGUAUCGACACUGUGCUGACCCCGUUAGCUGCCUCAAACAUCACGAUCAGGCGAGACAUGGAGAAGAAAACCAAUUUUGCGAUGAAUCGAAUUGAGGAGAAAAUCAAUGCAAUCGAGCAGAAAACUGUAGAUGUUGUGCUUGCGUGGGUCGCACGCGUGCUCUCUGGACAGAAGAAAAACGAUUUCCGGCCGAAGGAGGGCGUGACGGAAACUGGUGCCGGAUGGCUCGAAAUGCUCCAGACUCCGACGUGCGCUUCUAUAUCCGGUUUUCUCACUCGACUACAUGGCAUUGCCCUCGCCUCUCUCCCCAGCAGCGGGACCAAUGUCAAAAUCUUCCUUACUGAAAUCGCUCUGGGAAUCCGCGCCCUGCUCUUGGAUCAUUUCAAGAAAUUCCCAGUCAGCGGCCCGGGUGGUCUCAUGGUCACAAAGGACAUGACUCGAUAUACGGAGCUACUUCGGUCCUGGAAUAUUGACGAGGGAGUCAAGGGUAUCGGCGGAGCUCUUGACGUCUUGUUGGAAGUGGGCAGUCUUUUCGUCGUUGGCCCCGAGGCUUUGAGAGAAAGAAUUCGCGCAGGCACUACUGGUGGGUCGAGUGGGGGAGGUGGAAGCGGUGCCAGCAGCUCGCAGGGCAAAUCAAAUACCGCUUUGAGUGUACAGGAAGUCCGUGCAUAUGUGCUGCGGCGCGAGGAUUCAGGAAGUGUUGGGAUGCAAAGCGUCCUCAAUGCCCUUUGA
Uncinocarpus reesii 1704 is the source of this 2613-nucleotide messenger RNA. RefSeq lists its product as uncharacterized. The record is from RefSeq and is a predicted model, not a curated record. Bases 1 to 2613 code for a protein of 870 amino acids. Gene Ontology annotation, biological process: exocytosis; Golgi to plasma membrane transport. Gene Ontology annotation, cellular component: cytoplasm; exocyst. NCBI's taxonomy places the organism in Eukaryota, Fungi, Ascomycota, Eurotiomycetes, Onygenales, Onygenaceae. The transcript has 2 exons.